This is a messenger RNA of Pelobates fuscus (common spadefoot toad), 1775 nucleotides long. It is a transcript of the gene KCTD7, whose product is annotated as potassium channel tetramerization domain containing 7. The record is from RefSeq and is a predicted model, not a curated record. NCBI's taxonomy places the organism in Eukaryota, Metazoa, Chordata, Amphibia, Anura, Pelobatidae. Gene Ontology annotation, biological process: positive regulation of transporter activity; protein homooligomerization; membrane hyperpolarization. Gene Ontology annotation, molecular function: protein binding. Gene Ontology annotation, cellular component: plasma membrane. The coding region runs from base 242 to 1117 and encodes 291 amino acids. The transcript has 4 exons.
GGUUUGUAGCCAGGGCCACAUACAGUUAGACUCAAUCUGCCCAUAAGUAACCUGGCUGUGUGUAUAUAUAGAUAUAUAUUCAUAGCUAAUAUAUAAUUUAUAAGACAGAGCUGUCAGGCAGGCACAUGACACAGCAGCCUCCCCUGGCCAUGAGGCUGUGAUCUAGCAGUGCUCGGGUCACUGUGCAGCCUCUCCCCCCAGCUCUGAGCAGUGAAGCCCCCUGGCAAAGCAGCACAGAGGGAUGGUGGUAGUUUCGGGGCAGACUGAAAACAGAGGGACCCUUGACGAUGCCAUGUCGAGUUCUGAUGCUGAGGAUGAGCUGAUCGAGCCUGCUACGCCCACCCCGAGCAGUGCCACCUUCUCCUUGCAGGGCAAGCUACUCCCGCUGCAGCUUCCUGAAGUAAUUCCACUUAAUGUGGGAGGGAUGUGCUUCACGACUAGACUAUCGACGCUUCAGAGGUAUGAGGACACCAUGUUGGCUGCCAUGUUCAGUGGGCGCCAUUAUAUCCCAACAGAUGCUGAAGGCAGAUAUUUCAUUGACAGAGAUGGAACAUGUUUUGGAGACAUCCUGAACUUUCUGCGCUGCGGAGAGCUGCCUCCACGAGAUCGUGUGAAAAAAGUGUACAAGGAAGCUCAGUACUACUCAAUUGGUCCCCUAGUGGACAGUCUAGACAAACUGCAGCCACUUACUGGGGAGAAAGUAAGGCAGGCGUUUCUGGACCUGAUGCCAUAUUAUAAAGACCACUUAGAGCGCAUCAUCGAAAUUGGAAAACUUCGCGCUAUGCAACGGAAGGCCCGCUUUGCAAAGCUGAAAGUUUGCGUGUUUAAAGAAGAGAUGCCAAUCACCCCUUAUGAAUGUCCUCAAUUCAACACACUGCGUUUUGAAAGGAGUGAGAAUGAGACAAAACAUUUUGAGCACCACUGUGAUGUUGAUGUGUCCUUUGGACCUUGGGAAGCUGUUGCCGAUGUAUAUGACCUCCUUCAUUGCAUAGUUACUGAUUUGUACGAGAGAGGCAUCACAGUGGAGCAUCAAUGUAUUGGAGUAUGUGACAAACAUCUCAUAAAUCAUUAUUAUUGCAAGCGCCCCAUCUAUGAAUUCAAGAUUACUUGGUGGUGAAACAUUAUUGUAGGUAUAAUAUUUUAUGGACCAAAUUUCUGCUCACAUUGUAAGUUUGAUUGUGUUUCAAACUAGGUUGUGAGAAGACAACUAAAAGGUGAAAUAUGAAGGAAAGCCUGAAAUUAUGUCUAAAGUAUGUAGACAGCUGCAACAAAAAGACGAUCAUUCCUUCAAAACAUCAAUACUGGAUAUUCUAUAAUAAGUGUGUUACUAAUGGAAGAUAAUAUAGAAAACUGAAGUAUAUUUGAAAGCCAGCUUGGACAUACAAUAUCAAGUGCACAGUAAUUUCUGGAUUAAUGGAAAAAGAGGAACACAUAUUGACAAUUAAAAAAUAACUAGGAGCAGUGGAUAAUUAUAUAGAUUGUUUUUAUUUGAACAUAAUGGUAAAAUUGGAUAGGAAUUAGGAGAUCAAGUGCAUGCAUUUAAAUUAAUAGCAUAUCUUCUUUUCUGUUGUCACUCCAUUUCUGUCUACUGGUUGGAGUUGACCCUCUAAAUUUCCAUAGGGUGCUGCAAAUCAACAUGGUCAAUGGCUUUGAUUCCCAUGAAUUGCUUUAUAGUAUCUGUUGAUAAGUUAUUGUGACUACUAAGUACUUGAAAACAGUGCGUAUACCCUGUGCAAGAUCUUGUAUUGGGUGGAGGAUGGUUAUUCUUUGUUACA